CACCCCGGUCAACCUAGCCGUGUCGCUGGGAAACCUUGAUCUUCGGUGGUCUUAACUUUGAUCCGCUUUACCUCUCUGGCCCCUUGCCAACUAGGUUCGAACCUUCAACAAAGGCAAACAAUGGUCAACGGCACCACCACGGUGUUGGAGCCCACCUUUAUGGGAUAUGUCGCAACAACACAAGAUGCGUUGAUUCUAUUCGAGGCCUGUCUGACUGGUGUGCUGCACCAUGUCCCCCGACGUCCGCACGAUCGGGAACGGAGUCAUUUAGUCCGCAGCGGCAGUGUCUUCAUCUACGAAGAGAAUUCGUCGGGGAUCAAGCGGUGGACGGAUGGUGUGACCUGGAGUCCCAGUCGUAUCCUGGGCAACUUCUUGGUGUAUCGAGAGCUGGAGAAGCCCUUCCCUCCAGGCGAGAAGAAGCGAGCGAUGAAGAAGGCCAAUCGACGUCCGGUACCGUCAACGCGACCGGGUGAGCCGUAUCCGCGGCAUGAUAGCAACGGAGGGUAUUCGCCGUCUUCAACAACCGGGCCCUUUGGCGAUAGACCGCAUCAAUCCGACGUGGAACGGGCGCUGGUCGGCUCGCUGGUGGAUUCGUAUGGCUUCAAGGAUUCUGGGUUGGUGAAGAAGACAAUGAGCGUGACGGUGUCGGGCGUGACGCACCACCUAGUGUCUUAUUACAGCGUGGAGGAUGUGACCCGGGGAAUGCUGAGCCCCCCGUCGAUGGUCGAGUCGUUGAGAUACAUCCGGCCUCGGGCAGAACUAACGCAGAAGCAAAGCUUUCGGGCCCCAAUUGACGAUAUGGAUACGGGAGGGUUAGAGAAUCCGAAUGACCCGUCGCAUGGUUUGUACGGAUAUCGACCUCACCUGGUAGCGCCUACAGGCUAUGCGAUGCCGAACCCUCACCCUGAAUUCUACAUGCACGCGACUCCUUACGCGGCGACUCAUCCGCCACAAUCUACGCCGAUUCCUGGAUAUUCGAUGGGAGGCUCGAUUCCGGCACCAUCCGCCCCUAAUCCAUAUCUCCCUGCACCCUCCGCUCCUACUGCAAUGCCCCCGAAACCGGAGGACUACACGCAAUUCAGACAGCCCUCGUAUGGCACCAGUUAUGACGCAAUGGGUCACAAUCCUCUGUCCUCGUCGAUCCCAUCAGCUCUAAACACGGCCAUGCCCAGUUCCUUGAGCGAUCGCAACCGUUCCCACUCUGACCACAGUCCUUCAGCCUACCGUAACUCGUCGAUUUCCUCACGCAGCGUCGCAACGGAUGCCACGUCACCCAUCGACCCGUCGACUCCUGCUACAUACUCUCGGGGCGGGAGCUUCAGCCUGGGACCGCUAGACGGAGUGCACCAGCACCUGGAACAGCGAGGGCUGGGAGGAUAUGAUUCAGGUAUCUCGCGUCGUGAAUCCAAUCCCAUUCCUACACCUUAUUACACGGGCGGGGACCGACACCAAUAUUACGUGGGGGCCACGGCCCCGGGCGCACAUGCCGGGUAUCCCGUUUCGACGUGGACCACGGCAGCCCCCGCGCAACCUCAGAUUUGAUUCUUAUCUUUUCUUUGUCUCCUGUUGUAUUCGCUCGUUUAGCCUUCACUUCUCCCGAACCCACUUUCUUCUUAUAAGUCUUUUUUUUUUAUUCUCCAGAAGGGCGGCAAUUUGGGAAUAGACUAUGCAUAUAUGCUGUGGAUGAUUACCCGGAUGAAGAACUCGCUCUAGAGGAGGUAUGGGUGGC
Aspergillus saccharolyticus JOP 1030-1 is the source of this 1729-nucleotide messenger RNA. RefSeq names its product camp independent regulatory protein. Bases 121 to 1542 code for a protein of 473 amino acids. The transcript has a single exon. NCBI's taxonomy places the organism in Eukaryota, Fungi, Ascomycota, Eurotiomycetes, Eurotiales, Aspergillaceae. The record is from RefSeq and is a predicted model, not a curated record. Gene Ontology annotation, molecular function: DNA binding.